GGUCGCCCCUGGAGACGGCUGCGGACGGAGGACGGCGGCGGGUCAUUGCACAAAUAGGGGCAAAGCAAGGCGGACAAGUAACAGGACUGCUUAUGUAGACAAAAGAAUUCGCUGAAGGCCACGGAACCUGAGGCCAGGCAGUGUCUUGUGACUCCCAGUCUGGUGCUUUGAUUACCGACCGCUCCUGCUUUACAUGCUAGCAUCGCCGUCUCACUGAAAAUGUCGGGUAAAACAGCCAGCACCACCAACAACAUAGCUCAGGCCCGGAGGACUGUCCAGCAGCUGAGAAUAGAAGCCUCAAUAGAAAGAAUAAAGGUGUCGAAGGCGUCGGCAGACCUCAUGCUCUACUGCGAAGAACACGCCAAGAAAGAUCCGUUGCUGAUGGGCAUACCCGCUUCCGAAAACCCCUUCAAGGACAAGAAGACGUGCGUUUUGUUAUAGGGGCGCGGCCGUGCCUCCGCAGCUCCCCAGGGCAGGGCAAGCCGCAGGCAGAUGUGUAGGCAAACAACCUGUAAGGUACCCGGUAUUCACUGUCCUCUUCUCACGUGUAGAAACGAUCUCUUAGGCUUUCUAAAGCAUUUCCUCUGCUCCCAGUCUCCGGCAGGAAGCGAGAUUUCACACUGAACCACUUCUCCCUUUGUCCCAGGGGAGCGGGGUCCCAGCGCGGAGCCGUGGCUGCGACCGCGCUGCUGCUGUGACCUCGCACGCACACACCAAAGCUGCCCGGCUUUGCUGCCAAACAGAGCCGGGCUCCGAGUUGGAAUCCCCAUUAUUAAACAUUGGUGGUGUCACACUCGUUGAAAUCACGUGUGUGCACCGAGCAGGGCCUCCCUCCUUAGCAUUCAGGUGUGCAUUUGUGCACGUUCACACUUGGAAGUGCAUUAUCCAGCAGCAGCUACCUUGAGAAAUGAUGGUAGCGACUGCAGGAGAGCUCCAGGCUCACGCCAACACCCUUGGUGCACUUGUUCCUCUUGGCAGGGUUUUUGCGGUGUAAAACCUAAGAGUCAGGUAGCCAAGGGUUUUUCCUAGCCUUCAGGAGGAGUGGAAAAAGCAGUUUUCAGCUUUAAAUCUGUUUUUCUGAUUUCUCUAAUCAAAAAUCUGUGUCGGCAUUAAAAAAAAAAAAAAGGCUGUCAGGAUAAUCGGAGGCGACAGGCUCGUAGUUCAUGUCUUUGUGGAGGAGUUAGAGGUGUGGUUCUGUCACUCGAAGUCUCAUCUAUGUUUUGUGCAGGGACUCAGAAUUUGGCUCUUUCCUAAAUUCCUUCCUAAAGGGGAAAAAAUGCCAAAUUGCAUCCAGACUGUGGCUGUGCAGGCGUUAGCGGGGGGCCUUCCCACCAAGUCAGUCGUUUUAUAUAGCCACAUAAUAAAAGAAGUCCUUGCGUGUGUGUAUAUAAAUAUAUAUAUAUAAACUUUAAUAGAAUAUUUAUACAAACAUUGCAUAUUAACAGAAAACUUCCAGGGGACUUAAAAUGAUGCUGCCUGCAGCUGGCUACCGGUGUGUGCUGCCUUUCCCUGUAGCCAGUGGUCCAGGGCUGGAGUUGUGAGCAGCCGUCGCUGCGCGUUUCUGUAAGGAUACUUGCAGGACUUAUUAACCACUUGUAAUUUACCGUCUUACGUUGCCUAUUUGUCAUUUCUAUAUUAAAUUAUAUACGCACUGUUGAUAAUAUAUUGAGAAAUUACGUAUUUGUUUAGCGAGGCUCUUUAACAAACAGCUCAAAAAGCUGAAUACGAGGCCGGCAGUAAGAAAACUGUACUGCUUCCUCCGGGCUUGCAUUCAAAUUAUUUUUAUAAUCAGACUAUUUUUCUAGUGACGAUUUCCAAACGAUAACGUAGAUCAAUGCAGAUCCGCACCAAUUUCUUGGGUUUUUUUUUUUACUAUGCUCGAGUCUCAUUUUAUAACACGUUAGAAACAGCCGGUAGCUGAGUUGGGGUGGCCGGCAAAGCCCGGGCUGUGGGCAGGUGCGGGGCUCAUGCUGUGACCCAGAUGUGCUCCUUCCAGGAGCCUGCUGCCCCGCAGCCAGCAGUGCUGGUUGGAGCUCCUCGCCCCGCCAGAGGUACCCUGUGGUUCUGGAUUGGCAGUUGGACCAGUUGGUCGGAGAGGUCUUUUCCAACCUGAGUGGUUCUGUGACUCGGUGUGUCUAGCUUUGUCCCUGUGCUGUUAGCGAGCCGGCUACCGACACGAGGUCCGGCGGUGGUCCUAGUCUACAACUGGAGCUCUGCCACCUCUCGUCCUUCCCACUCGUAUUGCCGUACCCACCCAGCGCACAGGAUGCUUCCCUUUGUACUUUCUAAUAAAGAAGUCCUGGCACGGA
Numida meleagris (helmeted guineafowl) is the source of this 2309-nucleotide messenger RNA. It is a transcript of the gene GNG12, whose product is annotated as G protein subunit gamma 12. The record is from RefSeq and is a predicted model, not a curated record. The transcript is spliced from 5 exons. Gene Ontology annotation, cellular component: heterotrimeric G-protein complex. The coding region runs from base 220 to 441 and encodes 73 amino acids. Gene Ontology annotation, molecular function: G-protein beta-subunit binding. Lineage: Eukaryota; Metazoa; Chordata; Aves; Galliformes; Numididae. Gene Ontology annotation, biological process: G protein-coupled receptor signaling pathway.